Messenger RNA from Cryptotermes secundus, 2916 nucleotides. Its product is annotated as putative ammonium transporter 1. The transcript is spliced from 10 exons. Gene Ontology annotation, cellular component: membrane. NCBI's taxonomy places the organism in Eukaryota, Metazoa, Arthropoda, Insecta, Blattodea, Kalotermitidae. The coding region runs from base 109 to 1659 and encodes 516 amino acids. The record is from RefSeq and is a predicted model, not a curated record. Gene Ontology annotation, biological process: ammonium transmembrane transport; ammonium homeostasis. Gene Ontology annotation, molecular function: ammonium channel activity.
CUGUAUUUCAGUGUUUCGACACACUUCAGGGGAAGUCGUCUUGCCGCAACAAUGCUUACGUCGGCUUAAGAUUGAUUUGAUCUUGACAUGUGAAGCACUAAUGUGAAAAUGGCAACAAAUAAUACGCGAAUGGUGUACGUGGAAAGCGUCAUCGAUGGUACUCCCCUGUCUGAAACUGCGGGCAACAGCACGGAAAUGGAGCAUCUGAAGAGCAGCAUUGACGACAUCUUCGUCAUAUCCAAUGGGAUCAUCGUCUGCUUUAUGCAGUGCGGGUUUGCGUGCCUGGAGGCUGGGGCAGUGCGGUCCAAGAACACUACCAACAUUAUGAUGAAGAACCUCAUGGACAUCUUCAUCAGCUCAGUGGCCUACUGGCUGUUUGGCUUCGCGCUGGCUUAUGGAGAAGGUAACUCGGUGAUUGGUUAUACUCACUGGGCUGGAAUUGGGAUUGAUUAUGGCAAGAUGGCUAAUUGGUUCUUCCAAUGUAUAUUCGCCGCUACUGCUGCCACGAUCGUGUCUGGAGCCGUGGCCGAAAGGUGCAACUAUAUUGCCUACAUUACGUACAGUUUCGUCAUAUCAGGCUUUGUGUAUCCUCCUGUAACUCACUGGGUCUGGACAGAAGAAGGCUGGCUGUAUAAACUGGGCUACGUGGACUUCUCUGGUUGCGGGCCGAUCCAUCUCAUUGGAGGAGUCUGCUCAUUCUUCGGGGCUCUCUUCCUGGGACCCCGACUCGGAAGAUUCGAGAAUAAAUUUAAUAGCUCAGAGAAGGAAGAACUAGUGGGGCACUCAGUCCCGCUCACAGGUAUUGGCGGAAUGAUCCUUAUAGCAGGAUUUCUGGCUUUCAAUGGCGGGUCCAUUGGUUCGAUGUCAAAACCUGGGGACCAGUUUGUCAUCGCUCGAGUCAUUAUCAACACGAUUCUGGGAGGCAGUGGUGGGAGCAUCGUAAUGCUGGGGAUGUGCAAACUUGGAUUUGGCGGGAAAUCGGCCUGGUCCUUCAGUCUCACACUGAAUGCAGCUCUAGCUGGCAUGGUGUCCGUGUGUGCUGGAGCUGACGUCAUGGCCAUGUGGGCAAGUUUCGUGUCCGGAGCCCUGAUGGCGCCGCUUUACCUGGGGAUUCACUACGCCGUGCUGUGGAUUAAACUUGAUGAUCCGCUAGAUGCCGUAGCUGUUCACUUCGGUGGCGGAUUCUGGGGUCUUCUGUCUGCGUCGCUGUUUGGCAAUGGAGGAAUAGUGUUUGGCGCCAGCUACGAGUCCGGCUUGCUGCUGUGGCACAGAAUUGUGGGAGCAUCUGUAAUAAUAUUGUGGGGGUCUGUGUGGUCCUGCUUGAUGUUCGGACUUCUGAAACGUAGCGGGAAACUCCGCGUUACCGAGGAAGAGGAAUUGAAAGGUUUGGAUAUUGCAAUGCACAAUGAACCAGGUUACCCUCUGAAAGGCUGGUUCAUCCCACCUCAGUUCUCCCUCUAUUCUGAGGCCGAGGCUUUAGUGAAGCCUGACAUGGAACCUUUAGCUAGACCUGCGGUGGAACCUUACGUGGAAGUCAUGCCGAAGCCUGAAGCAGAGAAGGUGAUGAACUCCGACUCUGAUACCUCCAGAAGAACCUACAACAAAUCUUCGAUAAGGCCCAAGUCUGAGAGCGAGGCCGACAGAUACUUCCGACGUUGAUCGGCUCGACGUAUCGCUGGUAGAGGUGUCAGAAUUAUCCACUGUCAUCACCACGUGUACAUAUCAAAACUUUUAUUUAUGACUUCACUAUCUUAUUUACAGUUCCCAUGGAUGGCUAUAAAUUUCUAAUCAUGAUAGCGUGCAGGUAUUUCAGAACACUGACAUGAGACGGGACAGCUCUAAAGUGACUUGGUACGAUUUGCAGAAAGGGUUUCGGUUCCUAGUUUGGUUGUGGCGAGCAUCCAGUUUCUCAUUUCCACUGGGUAAGGCUGUAAAGUAGGCCAUUCAUCUGCAUUCCGUGCAGAGGCUGAGCUCAUUAGGCUCUGUCAGUAUCUCAGACUAUUCAGCAUCGAUUUAUAGGAAGAUUAAGAAAGAUGUAUUGGAAAGGAAGUGAAAAGAAUCUGGUGUGGCCUCUUUCAAGAUACUAUCCCAGGAUUCGCUUGGAGUUAUUGGGAAAAUUCACGAAAAACCUCAGUCAGGAUAGUUGGUAUCACGGCUGAGAUUCUAACCUGGUACCUCUUGAAUACAAAACCGAUGCGUUAAUGCCUGAAUAAGCCUGCUCGGAAAGAAUGCUUGGAGCUUUACUGCCACUCCCUCUUAUUCCUUCACAAUUUGGUGCUUAAACACAGGGACAACUUCACCUUGCCAUUCAGCCCAAACUGAUUUGGGGGAAGUCAAUUCGAAACUCAAGAUUGUGGUUAUGGAAACAGGGCGGCGACUGAAGUGUUCACUACACUUGUCGUAAAGUCCUCGUGCCCAUUGGCUGUGUUACAUAUCUUACUGCGUUUGCUUCUGUGCGGCAUAUGCGCUGUAGCCCACAUUUUGACAAUCCUGUUUCUCUGAUAUAUACAUUAUUAUUUUCUCCUUGAUACCUGCAUUCCGCCGGUGAUCUAGUCUUGUAAAGGUUGUAGGAACCCAAUUUGUGUUACUUCCAGAACUUUGGCACCGUUUCCUAAAUACAUAAUCUCACUUCAUAUUUGGAAUUUUUUUUACUGUAAUAUAUACACGUACUUUUAUAUUUGUUGCUGAUAACAUUUCUUUGCCAGAAUUUCUCUGAAUGAUGCCAUUUAUUUUACUGUAAAAUUGUCAUCUGAUUUCCAUAUCCCUUCUGAGGUCUCAGAUAAGCUAUUCUGAAUACUCAAAUUAUAAUAUUUUUGCGAUAAUUUUACUAUUUUAUGUAUUGGACUUGGUUCAUCCUGGUCUGUCACACUAUUAAUAGUAUAAAAAUUAUUAACGCCGUCCAGUGUGAUUGAUAAA